AUGGAUAAGUUUGUUAAAAGGGCCGCUAAAGUCGGGGAUUUUACGGCGCCAAUAGUGAAGGGGAAGGCAAGUACCAAAUGCCAACCUAAAAGAAAAUAUGUUGAGUCCUACCUUGGCUUAGGAUUCACGGUAGCUGAGGUAGGUGAUGAGGAGCGACCUUUAUGUGUAUUACGCCUGCGGCAACUGGCAGCCGACAGUAUGCAGCCUAACAAAUUGCGCAGACACUUGGAGACUGCACACCCCACUCACACUGAUAAACCCAUAGCUUUUUUCGAACGAAAACUUGCGGAAUACCGACAGCAGGAAAAGGGAAUGGUGAAAACUGCGUCAGUUAAUAGCAGGGCACAGAUGGCUUCAUACAAAGUGGCAUACCAUAUUGCCCAGUGCAAAAAGCCACAUACAAUAGCUGAGCAACUCAUUCUCCCUGCUGCUAUUGAUAUGGUAUCAGUUAUGAUUGAUGAGAAAAGCGCUUCCAAAUUAAAAUCAAUCCCCCUGUCAAAUGACACUGUUGCAAGACGAAUUUCCGACAUUUCUAAUGACAUCGAAUCCCAACUCAUUGAACAACUGCAAGAAAGUCGCUUUGCUUUACAAGUGGACGAAGCAACAGACAGCAGUAAAACGUGCAUCUUCAUUGCUUAUGUCCGUUUCGUAAAUGAGCUGUCACUAAAUGAGGAUUUGCUCUUUUGCAAACCUGUACCAUCAAGAGCCACGGCAGAGGAGCUGUUCAAGAUUAUGGACAACUACUUCAAAGAACAAGGGCUGAGGUGUGAAAAUUGCUUGGGGUUCUGUUCUGAUGGAGUGCAGACAAUGGCAGGAAAAAGGAAGGGACUCCAGGCAUUGAUCAAAAGGGCCGCGCCAGAUGCACAGUGGACGCACUGCAUUCUACACAGGGAAGCGCUGGCCUCCAGACACCUCAGCCCUGAAUUAAACGAGGUGUUGACAGCAGUUGUGGAUGUGGUCAAUUUUAUCAAAACAAGACCCCUGAAAGCGCAACUCUUCUCCGCUCUUUGUGAGGAGAUGGGAGCAGACCAUACCACUGUGCUGUUUCACAGCGAAGUGAGGUGGCUCUCCCGAGGCAAAGUCUUGUUGCAUGUCUUUGAGCUUCGAACGGAGAUCCGGGUGUUUAUAGAAGAAGAGCGCAUGUAUGAGGCAGCGGCCAAAUUUGGCGAUGAACUGUUUCUGAUGAAACUGGCUUACCUCAGCGAUGUAUUUGCAAAGCUGAAUGAAUUAAAUUUUCAGCUUCAGGGAAAAGACAAGCACCUACCUCACCUGGCUGACAAGAUCACUGCUUUCAUCCGAAAGCUGGAGGUAUGGGGGAAGCGAGUCGAUCAAGGACAUACCGAAGUCUUUGAAAAUCUCACUGAAGUCGCAGAGCGCAUCGAUUCUGAUGCUACUGCACACCAGCUGAUUUUAGCUCUGCUGAAGAGGAACAACUGA
This is a messenger RNA of Neoarius graeffei (lesser salmon catfish), 1437 nucleotides long. Its product is annotated as zinc finger BED domain-containing protein 5-like. Bases 1 to 1437 code for a protein of 478 amino acids. The transcript has 2 exons. Lineage: Eukaryota; Metazoa; Chordata; Actinopteri; Siluriformes; Ariidae. The record is from RefSeq and is a predicted model, not a curated record.